Culex quinquefasciatus (southern house mosquito) is the source of this 590-nucleotide messenger RNA. RefSeq lists its product as uncharacterized. The transcript is spliced from 4 exons. The coding region runs from base 227 to 535 and encodes 102 amino acids. NCBI's taxonomy places the organism in Eukaryota, Metazoa, Arthropoda, Insecta, Diptera, Culicidae. The record is from RefSeq and is a predicted model, not a curated record.
CAAAAAUUUUCACUUGCGUGCGUGUUCAAUCACGUUGGUGGUGGCCGCGGAUUUAUUUGAGAUUUUCAACGUGAAGUAGUGUGUGAUUGUGAAAAAGGAUCCUCUGUCGUUAAAUCGUGCGGGUGGCCGUACCGGAACAGCUCCUAAAUGGCGGAAUGAGCAAAUCUGGGCGCUCGUUUUGGAAAAGAAGGCCCGGCUCCAGCUGCGGACUUUCCCGGCCGCCGUCAUGACGUGGCCUUCAAGACGGAGUACAGCUGACAUGGUGCAGAACUCGUUCCGGGUGUUGGUUCUGCCGAGUGACGGACCAGGGGACUAUUUCGAUCGUGGAUUACGGAUGAGCCAAGUAAUGCUGCCGGGGAGUUUCUUUCCGGAUGAAAUCAAUGGAAACAGUGCAACAAUCUCAUCCACGGGUCAACUGAUCACCAAGAGGGCAAUCUUACUGCAACCAGGCUGCUUGUUUGGAUCGCCAAAUUUUCCCUGGCCGUUUCCUGGAAGGCGUUGCUACAGAUGCGAAAAGGGUAGACCGACAACGUAGACGGAGUUCCUGUGGUGUUGGUGGUGACAAGAGGACGAAAUCAACCGGAGCCUUC